AUGCAGUUCACCACCAACGUCUUGCUGCUGGCCUCGCUGGUCGCCGCUGACCAGCUUGUCACCCGCGGCUGCGUGCAGACCGGCGGGUAUUGCACCAUGGCUCAACAGUGCUGCGGUAUCGCAGGUUAUUAUGUUAGCUGCGCGUCCUCGUUAUGCAUGGCCACCAUUCAGCAGGGCACCGCCCAGCAGCUCUCGGAGACGGACCGGAAGUACAUCGAGUGGAUGCUGAAGUACCCCCCUGGGGGGCAGCAAUCCGCGCAGCAGCAGCAGCAGCAGCAGCAGCAGCCAUCUACGCAGCAGCAGCAGCAGCAGCAGCCAUCUACGCAGCAGCAGCAGCAGCAGCAGCGCCAGCAGCAGUACGCCGCGCAGCAGCAGCAGCAGCAGCGCCAGCAGCCAUCUACGCAGCAGCAGCAGCAGCAACAGCAGUACGCCGCGCAGCAGCGCCAGCGCCUGCUGCAGCAGCAACAGCAGCAACAGCAGCAACAGCAGCAACAGCAGCAACAGCAGCAACAGCAGCAACAGCAGCAGCAAUACGUCGCGCAGCAGCAACAAGCCGCGAAGCAGCAACAGCAGUACGCCGCGCAGCAGUCCGCGCAGAAAAAAUCCAACCUGCGGAAGCCCGGGCAGCAGCUGCGGACUAAGAAUCGUGUUACCUUUGGUCCGAAUCGCGUAAAGUAUUUUAGCAAGCGGGUCUUGCGCGCGAAAGUUGAUGUUGCGGCGCGCUCGGAUGAAGAGCAGGGUGCGGGAUACGACGAUUCCACUGGCACAGGAUACGGCUAUUAG
Messenger RNA from Ustilaginoidea virens, 783 nucleotides. RefSeq lists its product as uncharacterized. The record is from RefSeq and is a predicted model, not a curated record. NCBI's taxonomy places the organism in Eukaryota, Fungi, Ascomycota, Sordariomycetes, Hypocreales, Clavicipitaceae. The transcript has a single exon. Bases 1 to 783 code for a protein of 260 amino acids.